This is a messenger RNA of Aquila chrysaetos chrysaetos, 1943 nucleotides long. It is a transcript of the gene METAP1D, whose product is annotated as methionyl aminopeptidase type 1D, mitochondrial. The record is from RefSeq and is a predicted model, not a curated record. Gene Ontology annotation, biological process: proteolysis. The transcript is spliced from 12 exons. Gene Ontology annotation, molecular function: metalloaminopeptidase activity. The coding region runs from base 688 to 1728 and encodes 346 amino acids. NCBI's taxonomy places the organism in Eukaryota, Metazoa, Chordata, Aves, Accipitriformes, Accipitridae.
GAACUGUUUCUAGAUAAGUGCAUUUGAACAGCAGAGAUCCUCCACAUAUCGGAAGGACUUAGGCUAACCUAAAAAAUCUUUAUUAUAUUUGAAAAAGAAAAUAAGUUGAAUGAAAGAUAGUAGGAAGUUCAAAACACAGUUUGUGCCUUUUCAGAAGCCAUAUUGGGAAUUUAUUUUAAUAGUGUCUGCCUUGCUCGUCUCAGCAUUGCAACACUGUCGACCCAAGGAAAAGGUACACAACUUUGUAAGAGUGUGAGUGGCUUGCACAAACCUUUGUGAAUUCUGUAUGCUCAAACACUACGUUUCAGAGUGGCCUUGCUGUGGGUUGAACUGCAUUUUAGCUGCCGCCCUUUCUUGAAAUUCUUUGAAAAGAAUUUUACAGAAUUCAUCAGACACCUGUGGUCAGCUUUGUUUCAUGAACGCAGCUGAGGGUGCCUGCUGGUCCUAGUGGAAGCAGGGGACAUCCCUGUGAAAAAUAAGUACCAUCAUGACAGCUGUGGCUGCGUCCUGUUUACAAAUUGCUGCUAGUCACAUUUUCAGUAGUCCUUGUGUGUUUUGCUUUCCCCUAAUGUGGGCAAUUAGGAGGAAAUAUUUCUCACGAGCAUGGACUUGCUCUUCUCCUUGUAAUGACAUAGUCCUGCAAUCCAGGAAACAGUGCUGCAUGGUGUCCAUGUCCACGAUUUCCUGAUGUGGGAAAAACGUGUGGAAAGCAUCUGGAGAGGAGGAGACCCCCUUUACCAGCUUGUUUCCUGUUCUGUGACUGGCUGCCACGUAAUCUUUUCUUCCUGCAAUUGUAUCUACCUGCACAAGCAGUCAAGCAAUCAACAGCGAAGAUGCUUCUUUUUUCAGGGACAAAGAAAUACUGCUUAUAGUAUAGUUUGGCCAGCCAUGGUUUCUCCAGCUCACUCAGUUCCUAAGCACAUAAAGAAGCCAGACUAUGUGACGACAGGCAUUGUACCAGACUGGGGAGACGACAUAGAAAUUAAGAAUGAAGAUCAGAUUCAAGGGCUUCGUCAAGCUUGUCAGUUGGCCCGUCAUGUCCUGCUUCUGGCUGGAAAGGGCUUAAAGGUUGGCAUGACAACUGAAGAAAUAGAUUCCAUUGUUCAUCAUGAAAUAAUCAGACAGAAUGCCUAUCCAUCACCUCUGGGCUAUGGAGGUUUUCCAAAAUCUGUUUGUACUUCUGUAAACAACGUGGUAUGUCAUGGUAUUCCUGACAGUCGACCUCUUCAGGAUGGAGAUAUUAUCAACAUUGAUGUCACGGUGUAUUACAAUGGCUACCAUGGUGACACUUCUGAAACCUUUUUGGUGGGCAAUGUGGAUAAAUCUGGUCAAAAGUUAGUGGAGGUUGCCAGGAAAUGUAGAGAUGAAGCAAUUGCAGCCUGCAGACCAGGGGCUCCCUUCUCUGUAAUUGGAAACACAAUCAGCUCUGUGGCACAGCGGGGCGGCUUCCAGGUCUGCCCCUUCUUUGUCGGCCACGGCAUCGGGUCGUACUUCCACGGGCACCCCGAGGUGUGGCACCACGCCAAUGACAGUGAUUUGUUAAUGGAAGAGGGAAUGGCGUUCACAAUAGAGCCAAUAAUAAUGGAAGGAUCCCCCGAAUUUAAGAUUCUGAAGGAUAAAUGGACUGCAAUUUCUGUAGACAAUAAAAGAUCAGCGCAGUUUGAACAUACCAUUGUGAUUACCUCAGAGGGAGCAGAAAUCCUCUCUAAACUGGUGGAAGAAGCCUAAAGAUGGAGCAAGGAGUGGAGGCACUUGCUGAACUUCUGGGAUUUCCAGUUUCACUCGGGACAGAGAGGAGGUUUCUGUAAUUUCUGUGGGGAAUGGGUGCUGCCCAAGUUGCUGCAGGAGACAGAAAAAGCAGCUUGAGGGGUCGGCUCUGGACAUAGUCCUUUCUGUGUGUUACCCGGUGAGUAUUUAAUAAAAGUCCCUUGGCUUGUUUGUGA